Molecule: messenger RNA, 2644 nt
Organism: Prorocentrum cordatum
Lineage: Eukaryota; Dinophyceae; Prorocentrales; Prorocentraceae
Source: the annotation of a GenBank genome assembly
AGGCCCAACGCCGCCUCCGCGGAGGCACCGCCGAGAGAGGUGGUCCGGGAGGCGCGCUGCGGCUCGGACCCCCCCCCCCCGCGGGCCUCCAACCGGGGCGGCGAGGCCUCCCUCUCGGUGCCACAGUCGGGGCAUGUCUGGGGCGGCGGCGCAGGCUGUCGGGCCCACGGACUUUGAGGCGGCGACCUGGCCCGAGAGGGCCAGCUUCGAGGCCGCCUUUGUCGCCGCUGCGGCCGCCUAUGCGGCGCUGCUGGCGGUGGCGAGGGAGGCCCCCCUGUGGCACGACGGCGCCGUGCCGCUGGCCGCUGCCCUGGCCUCGUGCCUGGUGCAUGCGGUGACCCUGGCCGCACGCGUAAAGUGGCGUCGGAGCUUCUGGUUGCCAGUGUUCACCGUCGUUAUCGAUUGCGUGAUCUCGGCGGUCACGCACGUGGAAGUGCAGACCGCGUUCUGGAAAGAGCUCUACAAACCCUUCGGCGUCUCCGGGCAAGACACCUUGGUGCGAGACUUCGAAGGGAUGUUCGGUUGGCACAGCCUCUUCCACACCUCCCUGCUGUACGUGUCGCUGUCCUACAUGACGCACUUCGUGCUGCUUGCUCGCCACGCGACGCUCGCCUUGCUUCUCGGAGUCGCGGCCUUCGGCGGCGUGCUCUUCACGGCCCGGUCGGUCCUCGAGUCCCGGGGCCAGUUCCGGGACGCGCGGAGGGAGUGCAUGGAGAUGUUCCUCUUUGCGUUUGGUAUGGUGAUCCAAGUCGCAUCGAAGUUCCGCGCAGAGAGGUCGUCGCGGAAGAUCUUCGAGCAUCUGUCCGAGCUCCAGAUCGAGUCCCUGCGGCAGUCCUCCGAGGGUCCUCCCAGCAUCGCCGACGGCGGGUCUCACGACCCGCGGCCGAGCCCGCGGUGCGAGAGGCCGCGCGUGCCCUCCGGGAGGCGCGGCCCCGCCUCGCUCGGCCCCUCGGUCCAGAGCGCGCCCGCGGACAUGCUCCCGUCCGCCCUGCAGGUCCUCGCGGGCGUGCACGCGCUGCAGGACGCCGCGUGCCCGGGCGGCGCCCUGGACUGCUUCCAGCCCUCCGCCGCGGUGUGGGUCAGCGGGGAGGCGGAGCCCGUGCCGGUGGGCCGCCUGGUGCCCGGGCAGCGGGUGCUCUGCUUCGACUCGCUGGGGGGCUCGGUGAAGUACGCCCAGGUCUCCGAGGUGCUCGCCGACGCCGAGGCGCUGGAGUGGGUGGAGGUGGCCCUCGCGGACGGCACGACGCUCACCAUGACCUCGGACCACCCCGUGCAGCCCCUGGGGCAGCACGGGCGGCACCUCCGGGAGAAGCCAGUGCCCGCGUCGAGCCUCGUGCCGCUGCGCGACUCCGUGAUGGUCCACAGGGUCGCCACCCUGCCGGUGGCGGUGCACAGCGUGACGCGCAGGGAGGCCACGGCCGCGAUGCGCGAGCGCGUCUCGGUGUGCGUGCACCAGCCCGACAGGUACGCCAUCCUGGUGGUCACCGGCGGGGGCGCGCGCGCGAGCAGCAUGGCGGUGGGCUCCGCGGACGCGCGCGGGGCGCUGCAGCACCAGAGCCAGGUGAAGAACACCUUCGUGCACGUCUGCCCCGACGGGGGCGCGGGCAGGGCGCGCGCGGCCUCCGAGCCGCGGCCGCGCGGCGGGCGCGCCUGGGCGGUGGACUGUGCCAGCUCGGCCUCGUCCCUGGUCGUGGCGUCGCAGCUGAGCGCCCUCGUGCCGUGCGGCAGGGAGGGCCUCGAGGAGGAUGCGGAGCACGACGGUGCCACAUGCGAGCCUGUCGUCGGCCCCGAGGGCAGCGUGGAGAUCGUGUGUCACCAGAGCUUCGGUGGCCUUCCGCUUCAGCUUUUGCCACGCGGCAUGGAGGGCCUCCAGGCGUAUCAGGAGCGUGAUGGUGCCCACAGCCAGGCUCCCGUCAGUCCCGACGGCGUGGCGGAGGUCGUGUGUCGCCAGAGCAUCGGUGGCAUGUCCGCUCUCUUGCGCGAGGAGUCUCAGCCGGCGGCCGCCGCGGAGGGCGAGAAGCUGCCCAGCAUUGGCAGCGUCGGGCACCACGAGGGCGAGUGCCAGCCCUGCCAGCUGCACUUCAGGGGCAAGUGCCUUCGAGGCUGCAAAUGCAAUUUCUGCCACCUCCCCCAUCUCGGCGAUGAAGGUGCGAGGCAAGAAAAUCCUGCUGCCAGCCUGAGCGCGGGCCAGCGGGCUCGGCAGGGAGCGCGGCGGACGCUCUCACGGAGUGCGCCGCCCUCCGCUGGCGCCCACGCUGCUGCCGGGGUGGCUGCCUCGGGGGGCCCGGCGUCUCGAUGGGGCGAGGGGGGCCCGAAGGCUGUGGUGGCCAGCGAGCCCUCGAGGGGGAUCGAGGGGAGGCCCGCGGCGGGCGCCAGGACCCAAGAGGCCUCGGGGGUGGUCUCUGGGCGCGAGCGCCUCUGCCGCCACUGCAUGACCGCACCCUUCGGCCAGGCAGCAGCUGAGAUGCCUCAGUGCAGCGUGUCCCCGGCUCCUCAAGUGAAGGACACCGGCGGCUCUCCGUCCGAUGAUUCGAUGAGUAGUUAGGUUCAGUUGCAUGUUGUUAUGAGAUGCGUUUCGCGCGUGCCCGCUCGAUAACUCGGACCCUCAAUGGAUAACGGGGUCUCCGACCCCCUUCCUCCGUCA